This is a messenger RNA of Nannizzia gypsea CBS 118893, 423 nucleotides long. RefSeq lists its product as hypothetical. The record is from RefSeq and is a predicted model, not a curated record. Lineage: Eukaryota; Fungi; Ascomycota; Eurotiomycetes; Onygenales; Arthrodermataceae. Bases 1 to 423 code for a protein of 140 amino acids. The transcript is spliced from 7 exons.
AUGUCUGUCCGCCUUAUUCUCCACAAGCUACAGGCAGCAAGCAGCAUCCCGUCUAUAAGAGGAUGUGAUGUGAUGUGCGAUCGUCCGGGAUGCGCAUUACAAUACUGUACCGACAGCCUUUCGGUAUAUGACAUGUACUCAAAAUUAAGUAACUUGGGCGUGCUCGAGGGAAGAUGGGUGGGCGGUAAAGGGACGAUAGGGGCGUUGACAGGCGCUAUAGCCGCGUUUGGCGCGGAGGAGCCACACAGUAAGGAUGUUGGGGAUGUGGGUAACGGAGGUAUUAUCUCUAUCUAUAGUCGAAAGACAAAGCCAGAAGAAAGAAAACACGUCCAAAAAGGGGAACGGGGGAUAGUGAGUAUCUUUGAGGAGAGAAAACCGGUAAAAGAAAAGGAAGAAUGCGGUGAUGAGGGCUUCAAACAAUGA